This is a messenger RNA of Sturnus vulgaris (Common starling), 4413 nucleotides long. RefSeq names its product septin 5 (gene SEPTIN5). Gene Ontology annotation, molecular function: GTP binding. The record is from RefSeq and is a predicted model, not a curated record. Lineage: Eukaryota; Metazoa; Chordata; Aves; Passeriformes; Sturnidae.
AGGAAAUCCCGGGCAGCUGCUUGGGAGCCUCCUCGCCUUUCCUCGCCUCUCCUCGCCUCUCCUCCUCGCCUCGCCUCGGCACCGAGGCGAGCCGAGCCAGCCCUGCGUGUGUGUGCACGCGUAGGCGGGGGGGCUGCCGCAUGGAUUUAGCGAAGGCUGGGAGGGAACACAUGGGUUGGGGUUUUUUCCCUUGUCCCGCGGUGGGUGUCCGUCCGUCCUGCCAGCCGCGGUUAUGGAUUCGAUCAUUAUUCAGGAGCGGUUAGUGGAGCGGCUGCUGUCUCCCCGGACGCAGGCACAGCGAAGCCACCCAGGCAAGCUGAAGGACCAUGAGAAGCAGUACGUGGGCUUUGCCACCCUGCCGAACCAGGUCCACCGGAAAUCCGUGAAGAAGGGUUUUGACUUCACCCUGAUGGUUGCAGGAGAGUCGGGUCUGGGCAAAUCCACGCUGGUGAAUAGCCUGUUCCUGACAGACCUCUACAAAGACAGAAAGCUCCUCAAUGCAGAGGAGAGGAUCAACCAGACAGUGGAGAUCAUCAAGCACACGGUGGACAUUGAGGAGAAGGGUGUCAAGCUGAAGCUGACUAUAGUGGACACACCAGGCUUUGGAGAUGCUGUUAACAACACGGAGUGCUGGAAGCCCAUCACUGACUACAUUGACCAGCAGUUUGAGCAGUAUUUCCGUGAUGAGAGUGGCCUGAACCGGAAGAACAUCCAGGACAACCGAGUGCAUUGCUGCCUCUACUUCAUCUCUCCCUUUGGGCAUGGGCUGAGGCCUGUGGAUGUUGAGUUCAUGAAGGCUCUGCAUGAGAAGGUCAACAUUGUGCCACUGAUUGCCAAAGCCGACUGCCUGAUCCCCUCUGAGAUCCGGAAGCUAAAGGAGAGGAUCCGGGAAGAGAUUGACAAAUUUGGCAUUAAAGUGUACCAGUUUCCUGAGUGUGACUCUGAUGAAGAUGAGGAAUUCAAGCAGCAAGACAGAGAGCUGAAGGAGAGCGCUCCCUUCGCCGUCAUCGGCAGCAACACUGUGGUGGAGGCAAAAGGCCAGCGGGUCCGUGGGAGGCUCUACCCCUGGGGCAUUGUGGAAGUGGAAAACCAGGCCCACUGUGACUUCGUGAAGCUGCGGAACAUGCUGAUCCGGACACACAUGCACGACCUGAAGGACGUCACUUGCGAUGUCCACUACGAGAACUAUCGAGCUCAGUGCAUCCAGCAAAUGACCAGCAAGCUGACUCAGGACAACAGGAUAGAAAGCCCCAUUCCUAUCCUGCCUCUCCCAACACCAGACACUGAGACAGAGAAGCUGAUUAAGAUGAAGGAUGAGGAGUUACGGCGGAUGCAAGAGAUGCUGCAGAAGAUGCAGCAGCAGAUGCAAGAUCAGUGAGAGGCAGGUACCCAGAGGGCAGAGGGGAUCCCCCAGUGACCAUCUGAGACCUGACAAGAGCUGAGAACGUUUAGAAAAGGUUUCCUAUUGUAUAGAGACUUGUGGGCAAGAGCUGCACCCGCACCCUCUAAUUUAUUAGCAGCAGUGCUGGCUUUUUGACCAGCUGGAUUGUGGAGGAGGCUGUUCACUUAACAGUUUACUGAUGUGUAUUUCUUUUUUAAUAAUUAUUCUUUCAUUUCUUUUUUUUCCCCUUUUUUUUUUUUUUAAAGAAACUAGUCUGGGACGUCUCUAAGGCAUCCUAAAAAAAUAAGAAAAGAAAAAGAUCCCCCUGUCCUAUGUACUAAUCUCUUGUUUGGGAAUGCUCUGGUAUUUAAAGUCCUGGUUUCUCUGGUGUACAAGCUUAAAGAGUAUCUGUGUCAUUGCACGUAAGUGUUUAUCCCAACUGAGGUGCUGUGUCCCUGUCUCUGUUCCCCUUGUCUGGGGUCAGCACAAGCAUUGUAAAGGCAGCCAUACCCUCCUGUGAGUUUGACCUGUGCUGCUUGGGCUUCUCAGCCUGGGGACAGUGCUGGCCCAGGGAACUGGGGCUAGGGGUUUCUCUGUGCACUGACCUGUUCAGGAGUCUUGAUGAUUGCCUGGUAUCCUGUUCAGGGUUUUCUGGGUUUUUUGUUGAGUUGAUUGGUUUUGUUCUUCCUAUCAAGAAAACUCCAGGAUGUUUGCACUGAACAGCAAGAGACCGAGUGCCUCAAAGGCUAGUUAGAGACAAACUGUUCUCAGUUACAUCUUUCUGGCAGAGAGGUUGACUUGUUGAUUUCUGCAAGGAGAUGAUGGGAGUGAGCACCUUCCCUGCCAUGGUUUCCUCCCAUAGCAGUCUGGAGGCAUUGGUAGAGGAACCCUAAGGCCCUGCAGUAGCUGGCUGAGGGUGUUUCAUUAUUUAGCUCUACUCAUCAGCUGCAGUGUGUCUUCAGUGUCUGCUCUGAAAAGCACUGUGGCAUCCAGAGCACUUGGCCAAGACUGCUUUGGAGAGAGUAUAAACCCUAGGGCUGAAAUCCAAUCCCAAAUGCAGACCUGUCCCCUGCCCCCAGGCUUUGCAGUCCCAUGAGCACAUUGCUGGCUCCAAGCUUCUCCUGGGGGAAGGGGCAGUUUUUGUAGGCUUAUAUCUGAGAUCUGCAGGCAGUCUGUGUGGGCAGGUGUUGGGUCAGCCUGGCAGGUGCAGGACUGUCAUUGAGUGGGGCUGAGCACAGACCAGCAGGCUUGUCUCUUGCUCUCCUGCCUUUCCCCUGGGCACUCAGCCCUUCUCCCCCUCCUUAUUCCUUGGCUCUUCCUGCCCUAGUGCUGGGAAGGCUGGUGGAUCUGCUGGGCAGAGAUAAAAGCACUCUUUGGGCAGCAGCUCCUGUCCUGUUCUUGCUUCCUGCAGUAUUUUUAACUUGAGUCCAGCCAGAGUGUGAUGUGCCUGACAGGGCAGGGCUCACCAGCAACACUGCCACGCUCACAGGAGUCAGGGUUGUUGCAGGGAGAGACACUUGGCUCUUCCCUCUGACUCCAGGGAGUGCAGCCAUGGGCUGGGCCCUUCUUCUUGGCUCACUCCUCUGUCCCCUUUCCCCUUUUGUAUCUCCUCCUCCAUCUCUGGCUCUCCUCAGUAAUUCUCCCUGGGUAGGAAGCACAGUGUUGGCCAGGAAUAGCCAGGCUCUAGAUUCUGUAACUAGGCACUGCAUUUGUCUGAUUCCUCCCUGGGGCUUUAGAGUUCCAGUCAGGGUUUGUCCAGUUGUUCUUUUCUUACACUAAUCUUGGUGAGGAGGAUGUUCUGUUGCAAAUGAGCCCUGUCCACUUGGAGAUUUUUCUCUUUCAAAUAGAUUCAUUCCUAGAAGAUAAAGGAGACCUUUUCCCUUUAGCAUGGACAUAGAGCAGCUGCCACCUUUCAUGCUGUUUUGUGCACAGAGGUGCUUUGUGCUGGUGAAAGGACAGGGUACACUGGUCACAGGCAGGCAGGGUUCUGAGGGUGGAUCUGCCCAUCCCUCCACGUGGGGAAGUCUCCAUCACCUCAGUGCACAGGCCUCCUACAUCCAGUCAAGCCUGUCCUCUACAAAGAGCUGAAGCCUUUGACUAAGAGCUGGCAAAGAUGGUUCAAGUUGCAUUUAGGAAGAAACACAUACGAGUGAGGCACCAGAGAUGGCUUCUACAGAAGGGUGGUGGUACCACUGAAAUCUCGUCUCUGCCUAGGAGAUUCCCUGCCCUGAGUGCCAGAAUUUGGGGACGGCUUGGAAGGGGAUUAGACACUGAUUUUGGGAGACAUCAGGGGUUCAGAUUCUGGCCUGGAAGGUGGAAUCUGUUUAUUUAAGGAGUGUGUUGUACUGUGGCAUCAAUUCUCACAGUAAGUGGAGAAGAGACUCCUGGGAGCUUGGCCACAUGGCUCUGGCAGUGAGAAGUGUGGACAGGAAAGUAAUUUACCAUCUCCCCUCAUGCAACCCUCCACAACCUCACAUGUGAUCCCUGCACCCCCUAGCACAUUCCCAUGCCUCUGCCAAGCUUUGCCCUGUUGAGUGAGUGGCUGCAGGGAUGAUUUUCCACUCCACAGCUAUCCCAGGCUGCAGCUGGGGCUGUUGGUACAUCUUGGCCCCUGUGCCUGACAGGAUGGAUCCAUGGCAUGAACUCCUUGUGUGCCCUGCUGUGCUGGUCCUGCCUGUGCAGUCCUUGCUGCCUCCUUGCAUGCCUCCCCUCAAAGAAGGGGCUCCCACUCCUCGUGCUCUGCAAUGGCAUUCCCUGCCCUUCCUCACAAACUCUGCUGUGCUUUAAUUCUGGCUUGCUCCUGCCAUGCAUCUUCCUCACCCCCUGCUCCAUUCCUAGGCUCUGUGUUUCCUGUCCAUCUGUUGGGUUAUUAUAAUUAUAUUUUUUGUAAAUUUCUGUUUGAACAUUUUGUCAUUGUGAACAAAGAAAAUGAAACCUUUUAAACAUAUCCAUUUUAUUAAAUGAUUAUUGUUAUUAUUAUUAAUGUUUACUACCUGAAUUGAUCAGUGAAAUAAAUACAUUCAAAAAUCCAA